Molecule: messenger RNA, 773 nt
Organism: Suillus subalutaceus
Lineage: Eukaryota; Fungi; Basidiomycota; Agaricomycetes; Boletales; Suillaceae
Exons: 6
Coding region: 103-552 (149 amino acids)
Source: RefSeq, a predicted model, not a curated record
AGAUAAGCAGCCAGCCUUGCUUACAUAAGAGUCGAUUCUGAACUUUGGUACCUCGAAGUUUCCUUCACAUUGUUCACAAGACUACUUAGUAUCACUUUUAUCAUGUCUGUGCACGCUGCACGCAGCCCGCUAUCUUCUGUAUUCCUGCUGCAUAUCGCGUUGGAGGCACCGCUGGCCCUCCAGGCGUUCUGGUCCCCACAGAGCCUUCCCUUUCUACAGAUGAACAACACCACAGUAGUCAUGUUGAAGCUGUACGCCGCGUUGGUCACUGGGUCCUGCAUUACCGCUUUCCUGGCGUAUCCUUUACCAGAAUUUCUGCCCGGAAAACGUGCACUCGCCAUAGGAUUCUGCAUUUACCACAGUGUGGUGUCAACGAUUCUGUUUCAGACUCCAAGGUUCAUUCCUCACACCCUAGGUCCCUUCCUCGAGUCCGUGAAUCUUACACCUGAGGUCGUGUGGGGUACAUUUCACGGUCUCCUGGGAGUUGGGAUGGUGGUGUGGUGGCAAGCAACGCUACAGUAUGCAGCAGCAGUGAGAGGAGCCGCGCAGUAAGCUCUGACGUAGAAGGAACAACCGCAUUCAUUCGUGUAUGGUCUGUUUAAGGCAGACUACUAUUAAGACCAGUGUACUAUCAUUGGUAGCCAGAAGAGCCAAGUGGAUAUAGCUACGUGGGCGCGUUACAGGAGUGUAUCCCGUUUAGCUCAGUUGGUAGAGCGCGUCACUAGUAAUGACGAGCAUUCUCCUUUUUUGUCUCCACUAUUAAUAAGUUGCCG